Sodiomyces alkalinus F11 is the source of this 952-nucleotide messenger RNA. Its product is annotated as phosphotyrosine protein phosphatase. NCBI's taxonomy places the organism in Eukaryota, Fungi, Ascomycota, Sordariomycetes, Glomerellales, Plectosphaerellaceae. Gene Ontology annotation, cellular component: cytoplasm. The record is from RefSeq and is a predicted model, not a curated record. Bases 138 to 641 code for a protein of 167 amino acids. The transcript is spliced from 3 exons. Gene Ontology annotation, biological process: protein dephosphorylation. Gene Ontology annotation, molecular function: acid phosphatase activity; non-membrane spanning protein tyrosine phosphatase activity.
CUACUCCGUACCUUUUAGUGCCCUUCCCGGUCGAAUUCGGAGUUCGGUCUAGUUGGCAAGCUUGACACAAACUCGGGCACUGCCGUCCACCCACGAUCCUUUGCGUUCACACAUCUCACAUUUCUUUUUUUGCGACCAUGCCGGAGAAGAAGGUGUCCGUUCUCUUCGUUUGCCUCGGCAACAUCUGCAGGUCGACCAUGGCCGAAGGCGUCUUCCAGUCUAUUGCCAAGGGGCCGCAGUACAAAGACCGCAUUGGCAGAGUCGACUCCUCAGGGACAGGUGCCUAUCACAUCGGAGAACCGCCAGAUGACCGGACCAUGUCGACUCUGGAGGCCCAUGGCAUCACCGACUACGACCACCUAGCGCGGAAGGUGCGCCUCUCCGACUUUGACGAGUUCGAUUAUGUAUUCGCCAUGGACCGGCACAACCUCCAGGAUCUCCAACGGCUGAAGCGCGGGAAGCCCGACUCCAAAGCGACGGUGAAGCUCUGGGGAGAAUAUUCGGGGUCGAAAAGGGUCGAGGAAAUCGACGACCCAUACUAUGGCGGUGGGGAGGGGUUCCAGAGAGCAUACGAGCAGUGCACGCGAUUUUCACGCAACUUUUUGAAGGACAUAUUCCCCGACGGAGAGGCACCCAACUAGCGAUCUGUCGUCGUCCGUUUCCGUUAUUCGAGGGUGUUUCCGAGUUCUCGUGCCAGGGCGGGCCACGUCUGAAGUGUUGGCCCUGAUUUCUGCCGUUGUGUAUAGAGAUACCCGACGCUAUCAUCCCAUCACAACGAUGGAGUUGAAGCGAGUCUGACCAGUUGAUAGACAUGACCAGUUGAUAGACACCGAACCACCGUAUAAAGAUAUCAAGCCCAGCAGGGAAUUAUACUUUUGUCGUCAAGUUGGAAAACAUUUGUAAUUAUCUGCGACGACCGCUGAGGCAAUCAGAGAAGAGAUCCGAGUGCUCU